Rangifer tarandus platyrhynchus (Svalbard reindeer) is the source of this 318-nucleotide messenger RNA. Lineage: Eukaryota; Metazoa; Chordata; Mammalia; Artiodactyla; Cervidae. The record is from the annotation of a GenBank genome assembly.
AUGCCACCUGCAGGCUGGGAAGUGGACGAGGUGCCCCCUGGAUCCUCAGGAGGAAGCACUGACCUGGAUCCAGUGUUUCAGCCCAGGGAAACCGAAUUCUGGUUUCUGACCUCUGAUCUGUGUAGUAAUAGACAUGCCCCAGGCCAUGGGCCCCGCUGCUGGAAGAGCCGUGUGGAUGGCUUCUUCGGCCCCGUCCUGUUAGAUGCUCUUACCCCGAGGAGCUCCCUCCCUGGUGCUGCGGACGCACCUGGACUCCAGCACGGGAAUCCGGCCCUGCCUGACCCUGCGUGGCUGCAGGUGCGCCCUGCCUGGUUCUGA